Molecule: messenger RNA, 1576 nt
Organism: Erigeron canadensis
Lineage: Eukaryota; Viridiplantae; Streptophyta; Magnoliopsida; Asterales; Asteraceae
Product: bifunctional aspartokinase/homoserine dehydrogenase 1
Exons: 12
Coding region: 256-1371 (371 amino acids)
Biological process (GO): aspartate family amino acid biosynthetic process
Molecular function (GO): aspartate kinase activity; homoserine dehydrogenase activity
Source: RefSeq, a predicted model, not a curated record
CGUCGUAUCAAGACAUUUCAGCCAUUAAUUAAUCACCUCAUUUACGAUUUAGUUUAGCUAAAAAGGGGUCUUAACAAAAUUAAACACUUUUUAAGUUCCAAAUGUCAAAAUCUUAAACAAUUAGGGAUCAAAUUACCAAUAAUGUAAACAUCUUUUACCGAGGUAAAUACAACCACACAGUCAUAACACUACAAAUAACACUCACACUGCCCACAGUGAAAAUUGACUGAAAUCAACAAGAAAAAUAAAUAUAAAAUGAAGAAUAUUCCGGUGAUACUUCUGGGUUGCGGCGGCGUAGGGCGGCAACUGCUUCACCACAUCGUUUCUUGCCGAUCACUUCACGCAAGCAAGGGAAUUUGCUUGCGAGUUGUGGGCGUAUGCGAUAGCAAAUCAUUUAUUGUGUCAUCAGAUGUGUUAUCUACAGAGUUUGAUGAUGCUUUUUUGCUGCAUAUUUGCCAGACCAAGGCAGAUAGGUUGUCCCUGGAAACGUGUAUCGAAUCUGGUAAAUGUGAAGGUUUUGCAUUUUCUGAUUCUGUGAGAAAACUUACCGACAUUGCUACUCGUCUAGGCUUUGUAAUUGUUGAUUGCUCUGCAAGUUCAGAGACCGUUGGGGUUAUUAGCCAGGUGGUAAAUUUAGGAUGCUGUGCUGUACUAGCCAAUAAGAAGCCUCUUACUUGUUCGAUGGAAGAAUUUGACAAAUUGUUCUUACAUCCACGUCGUAUUAGGCAUGAAUCAACUGUUGGUGCUGGCCUCCCCAUUAUAACAUCAUUAAAUCGUAUUAUUUCUUCUGGAGACACUGUCAGACUCAUAAUUGGGAGCUUGAGUGGUACCUUGGGCUACGUAAUGAGCGAGAUAGAAAAGGGAAAAGCAUUCAGCGAAGUUGUUAAAGCUGCUAAAGAUCUUGGCUAUACUGAACCAGAUCCUCGUGAUGAUCUAAGCGGGAUGGAUGUUGCAAGAAAGGGCCUGAUCCUUGCACGACUCCUUGGCCAACGUAUAGACAUGAAAACCGUCAAGAUCCAAAGCUUGUACCCUGAUAAUAUGGGGCCUGACAUGAUAUCUGUGGAAGACUUUUUAGUGAAUGGCUUACCGUUGCUGGAUAAGGGUUUUGAAGAAAGAAUCAAGAAAGCUUCUUCAAAUGGGAAAGUUCUGCGCUAUGUUUGUAUCCUACAGAACUCACGAUGCGAUGUCAAAAUUCAUGAAGUCGAGAAACAAUCUGCAUUGGGCCAAUUAAAAGGAAGCGACAAUGUGGUGGAGAUAUACAGUCGCUGUUAUGACCUACCAUUGGUGAUUCAAGGUGCUGGAGCAGGCAACGAUACUACAGCAGCUGGUGUUCUUGCUGACAUUCUUGAUCUUCAGGAUCUAUAUCCAUAGAGAAACAUGGAGCAAUAAUUUGGAAUUGAUUAGGUAGAUUAUGUUAUCCUUGUGAUCUUGAUCCCAGUUGAUGUUGAUAUACUUCAGGUCGAAGAUAAUUUUGCAAUGCACUUUAGUUCUAUAAUAGAUACAUUGCCCAGAAAGACUUAACUCAUAGUGAAAUGAGAUUUAUCAUGACAUAAUAUGAGAAGGGUUUAAAAUUUUA